ACGCGGCGGAAGCCCGGCGAGAAUUCGAACGCGAGGCGGGAGGGCCGGCCAUGCUGAGCGACCCCGCGCAUCCACCGCAGCUGCUAGCGCGAGUGCUGAGCCCCGCGCUGCCUGGGGCAGGCGGCGCCGGUGGGCUCGUUCCGCUGCCCAGUGCAUCCGGAGGCCGGCCCAGUCCCCCGCACCCCGAGCUGCGCCUGGAGGCGCCCGGAGCCUCGGAGCCCCUGCAUCAUCACCCCUACAAGUACCCGGCCGCCGCCUACGACCACUACCUCGGGGCCAAGAGCCGGCCGGCACCCUACCCGUUGCCGGGCCUGCGGGGCCACGGCUACCACCCCCACGCGCAC
Messenger RNA from Dipodomys ordii (Ord's kangaroo rat), 344 nucleotides. Its product is annotated as T-box transcription factor TBX1-like. The transcript has a single exon. Lineage: Eukaryota; Metazoa; Chordata; Mammalia; Rodentia; Heteromyidae. The record is from RefSeq and is a predicted model, not a curated record. The annotation marks the transcript as partial.